GCUCGGCUAAUCCUGCUAACGGCUAACGGCUAACGGCGCUAUGAUGGCGGAGCUGGUGCAGGGACAGGCCUCGAUGAACCAGCCGGGGCUGAAGUCAGACGGCCUGGCCGAUGUGUUACAGAGGGCCCGGCAGAUUGUGGGUAAGAUGGGUGGUGAAGCCAUGUCUCACAUGAACAGCUCGUCGGCCAGUGUUGAGUCUUCGCUGUAUUACACCGGACAGAAACGACCAGGAGACGACGGAGUAGGAAACCAGCUGGCCGCCAUGGGACAUCAAAGAGUAAUCACAGAAGAUUACAAGGUCCCCGACAGGAUGGUGGGCUUCAUUAUCGGUCGGGGGGGUGAACAGAUCACCAGGAUCCAGUUGGAGUCCGGCUGUAAGAUCCAGAUCGCUGCUGACAGUGGUGGUCUGAUGGAGCGUCCAUGUUCCCUGACCGGGACUCCAGAGAGCAUCGAGCAGGCGAAGCGGCUGCUGGUCCAGAUCGUGGAACGCUGUAGAAACGGACCAGGUUUCCACGGUGACGGAGAGGGCGGAGCCUCGGUGCAGGAGAUGCUGAUCCCGGCCAGUAAGGUGGGGCUGGUGAUUGGCCGAGGAGGAGACACCAUCAAACAGCUGCAGGAGCGGGCGGGCGUAAAGAUGAUGAUGAUCCAGGAUGGGCCGAUGCCCACAGGCGCCGACAAACCCCUGCGCAUCUCAGGAGACCCGUACAAAGUCCAGGCGGCGAGGGAGUUGGUGUUGGAGGUGAUUCGCGAGAAGGACGGAGACUUCAGGUCAGGACGCAACGACUUCACUGCCCGACUGGGAGGAGCCAGCCUCGACGUUCCAGUUCCACGGUUCGCAGUCGGCAUCGUGAUUGGACGGAACGGAGAAAUGAUCAAGAAAAUCCAGAAUGACGCAGGGGUUCGAAUUCAGUUUAAAGCAGAUGACGGCAUCAGUCCAGAGCGUGUUGCCAUGGUGAUGGGUCAGCCGGACCGCUGUCAGCACGCCGUCCACCUCAUCAAUGAGCUCAUCCAGACCGCACAGGAGCGGGAUGGCUUCGGCUCGGCACUGCGCAGUGGGAGGGUCAGAGGUCGCGGUGACUGGACCAUGGGGUCCCCGGGUCCGUUACAGGAGGUGACCUACACCAUCCCUGCAGACAAAUGUGGCCUGGUCAUCGGUAAAGGGGGGGAGACCAUAAAGAGCAUUAACCAGCAGUCGGGGGCCCAUGUGGAGCUGCAGAGGAACCCCCCACCCUCUACCGACCCCAACACCAGGGUCUUCACCAUCAGAGGCUCCGCCCAGCAGAUGGACGUGGCCCGUCAGCUGAUCGACGACAAGAUUGGGGGUUCAGGGAUCAUGAGUAACGGAGGGUUUGGAUUCAGCCCCUUCACCCAGGGUCCGGCUACACACCAGAACUGUGGCAGUGGACAGACCUUCCUGACCGGGGUUUGGGGAAACACCUACCAGACCAGCUGGCAGAACCCAGGCCAGCAGGACCCAGGUCAACAGAACCAACCACAGAGUCUGAUGACGGACUACAGCAAGGCCUGGGAGGACUACUACAAGAAACAGAGUCAGUCGUCCCAGAGUUCGGUUCCAGAUUACACUGCAGCGUUGGCAGAAUACUACAGACAGCAGCCCUACAUGUGGAACCCCGCCCAGAUACAGGAUCACUAGAGGCCCCUCCUUCGCUGGUGAAGGCCUUGGAUGGUCGUCGACGGCAACCGAAUCGGGGUUUCCUAGCAACGCUCUGCCGCUUCCUCCUUCCUUUUGUAGAGAAAAACUAAGGAUUAACUGAAAAUCACGAACUCUUUUCUUUCUGUUUUUUAACCUUCCAGAGCUGAUAUUUUGUCGGGCGGAUGUUUUGGACGUAGCCUCUGGUCUCCAACGCGUAGACCUGGUUUUUCUUUACGUUUUAUUUUUUAUCAAACUUGAACUUAAAGAUGUAUCAGUGUGGCUUUGAACAAAAAAUCCAGUAUAAUCUAUAUUUUGUCUAGUUUUAUUUUCCAAUAAGAAAACGGUGUAAGGCUUAGCAGUCUUGAGUCAAAUCAGAUAUUAUAUUAUUAUUUUGUUUAUGAUGUUUUAAAGCAUGCGUCAGAUUGUGUGUGUUGACUCAGUUAUUUUUUUUUUAUUUUGGCAUAGAAAUAUUUUAAUAGCGUCGGAUGGAAAUGUAAUGUUUUACCAUCAGAGUCACAUGUUUUUGUACUAAAUCUGUCGUUGCUGGGUCGGUUUGUUUCCAUCUAAUUUUACCUGUUUAGUCGCCGUCUUGGAGGUGCAAUGAUGCGUUUGUUUGUUUUUGGGUUUGAUGAAACUUCUUAUUCCUGUAGCUCUAGUGAUUCUUUAGUUUUUACAAUGUAAUGAGUAAAUGAGGAUAUUAUUGCGUUAAAGCCAGAUCUCUCUGUGGUCAAACACGUGUCGAACCUCCAUGUUUUUCCACUUCAGCUUUUACAAAACGUGAGAAAAAAAGACUAUUUUCUUACAGUGUGAAACUUUAUUAUUGUUGUAACAAUGUUUUCUAUGUUGCCGAUUUGUUUGUAGAAGUGUUUGGAUCUGAACAAUGAAGUUUUCCAUUCUAUGUGUGUUAGCUAAACCAGCACGUUCGCUAAACGCACACGUUAGUUAAAUGUGAUGUUUGUAGCAGAUGAGUGUGUUACUUCGACUGUGUGUUUGUGUACAUGUGUGUAUGUGUGUGUUUUUUAGCCAAAUGCUAGCAGAAUGAAUCUGUGUUUUUUCUGUUAGUUCUAGGGCAGCGGUUGUUAGCUAAACGGUGCCUGUUAGCUGUUCAAUUGUGCAUUUAAUGUUGAAUGUGUGUUAGCGUCACUAACAUGUGGGUAUUUUUUUUGGUUGUUUUCCUGAACAUACAUGUUUUGUUAGCUGGCGGUUAGCAUUUAGCAGAAUGUGUAACCGUUGGUUUUAGUUGAACAUGUGUCUAAUGUGAUAUUUCCAACGCAUUGACAAAUUCACACGUCGUUGGUCGUUUCGCUUUGAUGUGACACUAAGGAUGAAAGACAACCUAGAUGGAAAUUGCACCAUAUUUUGUAGUAAAACAACAGCUAACAGCUGAUGUUAGCAUGAUGUUAGCAUCCAAACGCUGUCUAAUGGUGUUACAUGAUACAGCAGGAAAAGAUGGAAAUUAAUUCUGAAAACUUUUAGAAGAUAUUAAGAUGGAUGUUUCAGAAUUAGCUUCUACUUUUAUUACUGUAACCCACCGUAGCUGAAUGCUAACGUUAACUGUUGGCUAAUGGAUUCAGUCACUGUUUUGAUAUGGGUUUGUAUCUGUCUGGAUGUUCGAAACCCACUGAUCUUGCAGUGCUUUGUCUGAUUUUCUCUGUUUAUGUGACGUAAACAGAUUAGUCUGGACGUCAGAGGAAAAUACUGAUCGUGUGAAUGUGGUUUAUUAACGGUGAAUUAGUCGUGAGUGAGGAAAAAACUGUUGACCUCCUCAUUUAAAGUCCAAAUUGGAAAUAUCGGACACUUUUUACAGCUACUUUUUACAGGAUUGUCUUGAAAACAUACAUUGUUAGCAUAAUGUUUAGCUAACGGGGCUGUAUUGAACUGACGUCUGACACUUAAACUAAUGUUUUUGUUUGAUUAAAUAUGAUCCGUACUGUU
Sphaeramia orbicularis (orbiculate cardinalfish) is the source of this 3589-nucleotide messenger RNA. RefSeq names its product far upstream element-binding protein 3-like. Gene Ontology annotation, molecular function: RNA binding. NCBI's taxonomy places the organism in Eukaryota, Metazoa, Chordata, Actinopteri, Kurtiformes, Apogonidae. The transcript is spliced from 18 exons. The record is from RefSeq and is a predicted model, not a curated record. The coding region runs from base 41 to 1654 and encodes 537 amino acids.